AGCGCAGUUUACGCAGAAUAAAACAUCCUUGGUCCCAAUGACAGCUCAAAUUCCUUGUGACACAGGGAUGACUAAUUUCCCAGCCGGUGUUUGUUGUAUGAUAAGAAAUCCUGUGACUAAUGUCACUUCAACUCUUUCAUCACCGUGUGUGAGCAGUGCUUGUGACCAUUUGUUCACGGAAUUUGAUCGGUAGCACAAUGACAGUAUUUUAAACGCGGAAACUAGGUAGAAACAACUGACGUAAACAUGUUUUUAUUUGAGCGCUGUAUCCGUAAGUUUCGUAAGUUAUUUUAGUUUUUUCGCUUCUAAAUGCAUUGUUUACAGAAUCGGAAUAUUAAUUAGGUUACUAGGUCGAAAGGACAAGAAUGGAAUUGAUAACUGCAUGCAUGUUAUUAUUCUUGGUAAUAGUGUGCGCCACCAAGGACAAACGUGUUGCAUCAGGCUAGAAAUUUUGCGCGCUGUGUUAUGAUGUUAACGCGUUGUAUACGUAUCGAAUUUUUAAUUUGGCUACGGCGGCAUAAAUUUGAAUAAGAGGGUUGUUGCUGUCAUAAUUAUGAAUCUGCAGAUUUUUACACACCGUUCAGCACUAAUUUGACGCCAUAGUAUUAAAGAAUUCCCUACUUGAACCAAGCUGUCCUACUUCAACCCUGAUGAUGGAGUCAACUGAAAGAAGACCGAGUAGUGACUAUACUGAAAUAAUUAGCCGUCUUCCUCUAAAACACCGUUUAGCCUAUGGUGUUGGCCAUGUUUUGAAUGAUAUAUGUGCGUCUAUGUGGUUUACUUAUCUUCUAGUAUUUUUUCAUUUGGUGCUACAGUUCAACAGUUUUUUAGCUGGCCUAGUGUUGUUAAUUGGACAAAUAGCAGAUGCAGUAGCCACACCAUUUGUAGGAUAUCAGUCGGAUAGAGAUGACAACUUUUGGCUUUGCAAGUACGGAAGACGCAAAACAUGGCAUUUGUUUGGUACAGUGUGUGUCCUAUUCAGCUUUCCUCUGAUAUUCUCACCGUGCUUGAACUGCGAACAUAGCCAUCAGUGGGCUCAGCUUAUAUAUUAUUCUGCAUUUGUUAUCAUCUUCCAGUUGGGUUGGGCAUCAGUACAGAUUUCACAUCUUUCACUAAUUCCUGAUCUCACACCAAGUGAGCAUGAACGCACAGAAUUGACAGCUAUAAGGUAUAGUUUUACAGUCUGUUCCAAUGUAUUUGUGUACAUUAUUACAUGGGCAAUUUUGCACUUCACAAGUGAAAAUUCAGAAGCACAAAUAGGCCCAAAAGAUUUAACAAAAUUUCAGAAUGUGUCACUGAUUGGGAUUGGAGUUGGUGCAUUUGCCUCUCUGAUAUUUCAUCUGGGUGUCAAGGAAGCACCACCACGCAGUGAUGGCUUAAUGCAUGGUCCAGGUGGCAGACGCACAGCAUUACACAUGCUGAAAGAUAUUCAGCUUUAUCAGGUUGCAGGAGUGUAUAUGGCAACUAGGCUCUUUGUCAAUCUCAGCCAGGUUUACAUCCCUCUGUACCUGCAUGAGUCACUGAGUAUGAAUGCAGAAAGCUUGGCAAUAGUUCCACUUGUCAUGCUUCUGUCCAGUUUUGGAACAUCAUUGCUGAUCAAACUGUUAAACAAGAAACUUGGCAGAAAGGUAGCGUAUUUAGUAGGUGCUGCUGUGGGGUUUGCUGGGUGCUUAUGGAUCCAAUUUGGAUAUGGCAGUGCAUUUGUUAGAUACGAAAUCUAUGGUGUUGCAGUUUUAUUGGGUGCUGGAGGUUCCAUAAUGUUGGUGACAAGUCUUGGUAUCACAGCUGACUUUAUUGGGCAUAAUACUGAAAGUGGUGCAUUUGUAUAUGGGGCAAUGAGUUUCACUGACAAAUUGUCAAAUGGAGUUGCUGUAACUAUAAUACAGACGUUGAAAUGUGGCGCACUGUGUGUCGGCUACUACCGAGAUGUAAUGACAUAUGUGUGUGGUGGUGCAGCUUUAUUUGGUGUUGUUGCUUUAGUGACCCUGAUGCCAUUCCAGAUAGGUAGAAGAAAGGAUGGUGCGGCACCACCAUACCGUUCACUGACUUCUGAAGAACAAACAGAUGGCUUUGUUAAUGCCAGCAUCCAAAAUGAAAAUCAAGCUGGCCUGAUAUCUUAAUAUAUAAUUGUUGUUACUAUAUGACUGUUGACUGUGAUAUAUUUUGUAAAUGGUACUGACUCAUAAUCUUAGUCACUUAUAAUUUGUUGUUGUGUGUGAAGUUUUAUUGUACCUACUGUUUCAUCAAGUAUGUGUGCAAUGAUUGCUUUAGCAAAUGUUGUAUUUAUUUAUUUGUUGUUUAAUGAGUGUAGUUUUAAAAUGUUUUGCACAGACACUACAUGGAAGAUAACUGGCAGGAGACUUUCAAAACCAUAUUUCAAAAGUUUUGUGAUGUUGCUUCCUAGACAAUGCAUUUUUAAAAAAGAUUACAAGUAGUACCGUUUUAUUUAAUUAAUUUAUUUAUUUUUAAUACUGCUUGCUCUAUUGCUAAAGAAUUUCAUUCUAUAGUUUCAUCUCCAGGUAGAAACUGGAUUAGUGUAUUAACAAGAUGAUUUAUUGCUAACACUGCACAACUUUAAUAGGGAGUUUCUGUGAACAGAUUUUAUUCGUAGCAUGUGUGUUUGACUUUCAAGAAUUCCCAUAUGUAACCAUAAUAAGAGGUAUUUGUAUUUCCCACUCCAUUUAUGGUUGACAACCUGAAACUCUGUUUUGGCAAACGGCUAGUAGUUACCUGAUCUUUGUACUAUGUACAUAAUUUGAUAAUGCUACAAAACACUUUGUAAAACUUCUUGUUAAAUGUAAUACAAAUGGGAAAUUUUAUAUUGGACUAAGUUUCAAAUAUGCACAAUUGUUGCAAACGGUUUAGAUAACCACUUUUGAUAUUAUGAUAUUAGUUUACACUACAUUGGAGAACAUUUUUGUAAUCCAACUGAAUGUGGCCUUUUAUGCUAUGGUUAAUACUUUUAUUUCAGUUAUCAAUUUCCAAAAAAAUGAAAGACGCUGACAAUAUGCCAUACAGUACUCUUAAAGGCCAAUGUAACCAGAUCCAAUUCCAUAUUAGCUUUCUUGUAUCUUCUGCAAAAUUACUUCAGGUUUUACUCUUACACUUAUUCUCUCUCCUUUCAUUUCCUCUGUACUGGGGGUGUCUUGUAGGAAAGGCAUAUUGUAGCUAGUCAGCAACAGGAGUAGACGUUCAAAGUAACAUAAUUGAAACGAUUUCCAAAACAUACUUUUUUAUUUGUUAUUUAUGUGAACUUGAAAGCUGGAGGUAUAGGUUUAUGGGUAAUUAAAGCCAUUUAUAAGAACCAUUCAUUAACUAGACAUCUUGUGUGAAUAUUUUAUGAGCAAAUUGGCACCAUUUUCUGAAUUUGAGUGCAGACACAUUUCGUUGGUAGACAUGAUCUUCGAGAUAGUUCACUCUUAGAUUCCAUUCAUAUACCAUAAGAAACUAAUAGUUGACAAUUGUAAUUGAUUUUCAUGUUGACCUCUGAAUUCUUUAACAGCAUGUUUGAGAAAGGUGUCAUAGUUUUAGUGUUCAAAUCAUUGAAUUAAGUGCACUUGAGUCUUCAUAUAAGUUAUUUGUUUCUUUUUUAAUAUUAACCCAUUACGCUGUCCACAAACUUAAGAUUGCAUUACGUUAUCACCUUUUGUAUCUUAUAUUCCUCUUCAAAUUUUCACUUACAAAGUCUGCACUUGCCAAAUUUCAUUUCACUGAGGCCUCUUGUAUGUGUUUGUACUUAGUACACAGAAAAUUUAAAAUAUUUACAUAAAAUUUAUGCUCACACAUUUGCGUUGCAGAUCAGUGUCUCACCAUAUCAUGCAGUGGUAUUGUAGCAGCAUGCAGCAUGGCAAAUGUCUGGUGAUAUUUAGAGAGUGAAUUUUACACUGUGGCAGUAUUUAAAUAUUCAUUCUACCCUACAGGUAGCAGACUGGAAUUGAUGUUGUACCCAUCGGUUACAUGUAGCCACAGCAUCAUUGACUGUAGGUCCUUCCAGGCAGUUGCUGGUGUGGUUUCUUGUUUUUAUCAGCAAGUACUCUUUCUUUGCAGAGCUGUUGCCAAGCUUCUAUGUCUCAAUAGAUUCUCCGUAUAUAAGGUUUGAUAGCUCUUGAUGGCAUAUCUUAUGUGUGCCAUCAAUUUUUUAUUUUUAUUUAUUUAUUUAUUUUAAUGAUAUGUCACGCUGAAUCACAGCCACCAGUGCCGAUUAUUUCAGCGAACCUGUCAUUGAAUUGUAAUUUUCCACAGUUCUGUGGUAUUCCUCAAACUCCCUACGCUGUGAGUAGUUCUAUCUUUUUGUCGGUUUGUGUACCAUCUUUAUGCUACGCUUGCAUUGGAAUUCCUGAUAUUUCCUCUUGUGGUGUAUCUCAGGCUUGGUCUUAGUGAUGCUCCUGGCACUCGUGGUGUUAACUGCAUUCCUCUUUGUGUCUGAAGUGCUGUGGCUCACAUACUCAUCUCAUAUGGACUUAGAGUAGUGAUGAUACUUUUCUGCAAAAUGUCAUAAAAUAGUAUCCCACAGGACAAUGCAAGGAGAGCACUUAAAGUCUGCACAAGUACAACCAUGAAAGCCUUAUUAUCACAUCAGUGGCAGUGCACUUCUUAAUUUUUGUCACCUAAUUUCUGUACAGGAAUACAUCUUGCAUAGUGAAUGUCAAAAAAUUGUUCUGAAUGUGUCUUCAAUUGAAAAUUUUUGUUCAGCCAUGUUGUGUUGCAUAGCUAUGUCAUUAGGCUUUAUAAUUCUUUUCUCAGAAAUCUGAUCAAAUUUAAACAUAGAAAGUGAAAUUAAGGUGUGUGUGUGUGUGUGUGUGUGUGUGUGUGUGUGUGUGUGUGUGUGUGUGUGUGUGUGUGUGUGUUCUUAUAAAACUGAAACAGCAUGUUUUAUGAGUAGCAUUGAUACACUGAUGUGCAGGGUUAAAUUAAAGAAAGAUGCUUAAUGUGUAGCCAUUUGGGAAACAAAUAUUAACAAUAUUGUGUUAAAAGACCCAGGGUAGACAACUGAUUUAUGCUGGCAUAAAAAUGUUCCAAACAUCAGAUUUGAAUCGCCUUGCUCACUAAGUGUACAGGCUAAAAGAAUUACCAUAAACACUACGGAACAGGAGAAACAUAAAAAUUCUAUUAGCAAUGUUCUGUUUUAUAAGAGUAAUUGUAUAAUAUUAUUGAAUCAUAGUUAAAUGUUUUCCUCUGACACAAUUUCAAGAGUCCAUAAAGCUUGAUAUGGCCAAGUGUUGUUUUUAAAAAAGCUAGAAAAAUCGUAGUUGGCAUCUGUAUUGAAAAGACUUACAGGUUAAGCCUCCAUUACUGCGUAGAAUUGAGUUUUGCCACCACCCCCACCACCACCACUCAGGUUAUUAAGAUCUAUUGUUAGGUGCCUUUGUAUAUAAACAAACUUGAGUAGUUAUCCCCACCUACAGAAUAUUUUUCCUUAAAUAGUUUUAUUGGUGCUAAAUGUGUAAAACUAAUCAAGUCAGAACCUGAAGGAAAAUGUUCAAAUCUAAAUUGCUGAUUUUUUUUGUGCUAAAUUUUGAAUAAUAUAUAGUAGUUCAAGAAUUUUUUUGCUUUGACAUGUCUUGAAACUUAACUCUCUGUGUCGAUGUAGUGAAGGUUUUCCUUAUGUUUAAUUAUUAUGGAAGCUCCUCAGUGAGUUUAUUAUAGAAACAUUGUAUAUUACAGUAUCAGUCAGACCACGUAGUUGCAGCUCACGGAAUGUAGAACAAAAACAACCUGAAAAAUUAGAAUUGCCUAUGAGCUUGCAAGUGCUAUUUGAUAUGUCCUCUCUGUAAUUGUGGGCCGUAGUUCAAACGUGUUCAUAAAUAGGGCCAAGAGAAAUGCUGCUUUACUUAAAGCUUUCAUAUAAUUGUAUAUGUGACGACAAAUUCUUAUUUGAUAUUUCCGUCCAAUAAGGUAUUUUCUCCUGUAAAAUCCUCUACUUUUUAUAACUUAUUGCUGUCACACUUUAUCACAAAUUUGUGAUAAUUUUGACUUGGGAAAAGUAAUGUUUCAAAGGAAUAUUUUUUUAACUUUUUCAGUUGAAUGUGAAACUCCUAUUACAUGUAAGAGUGAAUAAUCUGAAUACCACUCUGCACUUUUAAGUUGCAUGGUUUCAGCUGUGUUUGUCUUAAAUUAUUAUGACAUAGACUUCCUGAAUACUCGUUAUGUUAAUUAUUUGUACCUCAAAUAUAAUGACACUUAUGUGAAAGUACGUCAUUACAAUGCUGAAUGUGGGUUACCCAAUCUCUACAUUUGUGUUUUGUCCUCCAUUGAAGGUUAUAAUGUUGUGUCUCACUAAAUGAAUUAAUCUCUCUUAGCACCAAAUGUAACCGGCAUUUCCUGUAUGAUAAUUCUUGUUAGUCUUCUAAUAACAGCUCAGAUCCUGACCAGUUUCUUCCUAACCACAUUCAUGGUUUGAAGAUUUUGUACUUAAUAUUUUAAUGCCAACAUUGAUAUGGGUAGCACUUGUGAAAUGUAUUCUGUAUUAAUCAAAUUAAGAAAUUGAAUCUGCUGAAGAUAAAUGUUCCUACCCCUUGAAUCUCCUAUAAGUCACAGUUAUUGAUUUUCUCUGAUUAUUUAUUUAUGUUUUGCAGUCAGCUUUGAUGAGAUAAAGGCUAUAUAUUCACAUGCAUUUUAUUUUUGUUUUUGAGUUGGCUUUAGUUUCAGGUUCAGGUAUUGUCCUGUGACAAUUAUCCCUUCCAGAAAUAUAAUAUUAGCCUUUAAGACAAAAUUCUGUUGCCCUGUUUUUGCCAUUGAUUCCUACAGAUAUCAAUGAAUAACAUUGUGUACCUGAAAAAUGUGUAUUUUUCAGCUCUUGCUGCUGGCUCUUUCAGCAUAAACACUUGAAUAUGUUGCAAAUACUCACUCAUAAAUUAUUUGUAGAAUUGUUACUUUAAGUUGUCCUGUCAGAAGUGUAAGCACUUAGUUUUGUAUUACUAUGUAAUCAGAAGGUUUUUUGAAAACUGCUUUUUGUGUAUCCUUUACUUAUUAAAAUUGCAAGACCAAGACAUUGUUUUCAUAGCUUGUUGUUCUUAUUUAUGGAUCACAAAUCUUCAUUGUCUCUUAUAUAAUUUUAAAAGCACUAUUGUGAAUGUCGUCGUGGUACUAUGUUUGAGUCGAUAUGGAAGAAUUAGUGUGUUCUAAGGUGACACAUUUUUUAAAGAGCACAAAGAGAGAUAUUUAAUUAGCACAAUGUGAUAAAUUAUAUUUUAUAACCUGCAGAAGUUUAUUUAUGUGAACCAUUUAUAUUUAUUCAGCACAGUAUUUUAUGAAAAUAAAAUUUAAAAUCGUUUCUUUAAA
Molecule: messenger RNA, 7281 nt
Organism: Schistocerca gregaria
Lineage: Eukaryota; Metazoa; Arthropoda; Insecta; Orthoptera; Acrididae
Product: major facilitator superfamily domain-containing protein 12-like
Exons: 11
Coding region: 651-2120 (489 amino acids)
Biological process (GO): carbohydrate transport
Cellular component (GO): membrane
Molecular function (GO): symporter activity
Source: RefSeq, a predicted model, not a curated record